Oppia nitens is the source of this 1278-nucleotide messenger RNA. RefSeq lists its product as uncharacterized. The transcript has 11 exons. The record is from RefSeq and is a predicted model, not a curated record. Lineage: Eukaryota; Metazoa; Arthropoda; Arachnida; Sarcoptiformes; Oppiidae. Bases 1 to 1278 code for a protein of 425 amino acids.
AUGUAUAGAUAUGAUGGCCGGACAUUUACACUGCAUCUUCAUCUGGACAUCCCUUCAAUUAUCAAAUACGGUGAACCCGUUUGGUUGCGCUGUGAUUACAACUUAGAAGAUGAUUCACUAUACUCUGUUAAAUGGUAUAAAAAUAAUAUAGAGUUUUAUCGAUACAUGAAUGAGCCAGUGAUGGAUCAAGCGUUUGGAUCAAGUGAUGACUAUCAUAAAUUUUAUGGUCAAGUGGGCAUUUAUGUUGAUUUAUCAAAAUCCAAUUCAACGCAUGUAUUGUUAGAGACGACAGAUCUGAAUACUGAGGGCACAUAUAUGGCUGAAGUGUCGACCACUACAUUCAAUUCGGUAAAACGACUCAAAGAUAUGAGAAUAUACGUACCGCCAGAGCGAGGCAUUCAAAUAAUUGGAUCCAAAGCGGAGUACAAGUUGGCUAAGGAGGGCCUUAACUUGACGUGUGUGUCGGCCCCGUCUAAACCGAUCCAGAUAUUGGGUUGGUUUGUUAACGGUCAUAGAGUUUUGGGAAACGAGCCGCGAAUCAACUUAAGUCGUCCGGAUAUCGACUACUCAUCCGAUGGACUCAUGUCCUCGAGUCAGACCAUUAGCCUCUUAUUGUUAUCUAAUGACAACCAUUUGUYUAAUGGAGUUUUGGCAUUAAGGUGCUCAUCAAUUAUGACACAGAUAUAUGGUGUCAACUUUGAGGAGUUGGUUAUUGAAGAACACGGGAGGUUUGCUGAUAAACAGGGCGUUCAACAAACUGAGGGCGACUAUGAAUCUCUUGGACAUCAUUACAGUCCACCAAAAAUUGAUGGCCACAGCAAUAGAUACAGUAUUGGAGAUAUUGUUGAUUUGAACUGUUCCUCGACGUCGGGCACAUGGCCUCCACCACUGCUCGAGUGGUCCAUCAAUGGAAAAGAUAUACUGAACAGUCAACUAAUAAUUUACAGCAAAGUCAACGAUAAAAUAAAAUUUAGUUCAACUAUUUAUGACAACUUUGCCCACUUUGAUGAUCAUAGGAGAGGAUCUGUUUUGGGAUUACGCUUUCAAAUCACUAAAGAGCACUAUCAGACAUCUGACGGUAAACUAAGACUAAGAUGUAGUGCCACUCAUGCGACCAUUAUUAGCACCGACAGUACGGAACUGACACUGUUUUCACGCGGAAGACAGAGCUCUCUCUUAUUUGCCUCCGAUGCCAAUAUCAUUGGUAUGGCAUUUGGACGCAUAGCUUUUGGUGCCUUUCUCUACUAUACUACAGUCGCAUGGAUUAACUCUAUCUAA